UAAGUUCACAAGUCAUUAUGGAAUAUAAAAGUUAAUUAAUCAAUUUACAGCUAAAACAAGUUCUAAGUUGAAUACCAAAAAAAAGGACAAUAUAUAAAUCGACUCCAGCCGCCAACUUCCUCAUCACCCUCCAAAUAAAACCCCAAAACCUUCUUCCCAAGAACCCUAAUUCUGCAUCUCUACCGGAGGCGGAUCCAAUGUGGGUUUAUUAAAUCCACUAAUUUUUUUAAAAAAAAGUUGAAAAGUUUUUUUUGAAAAAAAAAAAACAAAAAGAGAAAAAGGGUUAAAUAGAAUAUUUGUAUGAUAUAUGUUAAGAAUUAAAGCUCAGCCUAAAAGGCUCUGUUUUACCACUUUCCUCCAAAUUCUCAAACCGACAAACCCUAACUCCUCUAAAAGGCUCGCACAACCCAGACGCCACUGCCCCGCUGUCCGCAAGUAGACCGGCGAACGCCCCACCGUUCCCGGCGCUCCGCACGCCAGAACCCAGAUCGGAGUCCAGGCCCUCCACCGUGUCACCGUGAGUUGUUGCGAAUUUGCGCCUUUGCGGCCUUGCGUUGCCCACUUUGCCGGUUUCCUAAUUAAGUUGAUUAGAAGGGGAUAAUCAGUGCUCGGUGCUCCACUGCUCCGUCAUCCACUCAUCCAUAAUUCGUGGCUCUGUAGACGCCACUGAACACUACGCAAACUCAAUCAAAUUGGGGAAAUUCAAAAAUCAAACAAAUCACCCCAAAUCCUUAAUCUAAUACAACUUCAAUUCAUCUGGGAAGAGAGAGAAACAAAGUAGAAGAAGAUCAAAAAAGAUGUCGUACGAUGAUGUAGAGAUUGAAGACAUGGAAUGGAACGAAGAACUGCAGUCGUACACUUACCCAUGUCCAUGCGGCGAUCUUUUCCAAAUUACAAAGGAUGAUCUUCGUCUUGGCGAAGAAAUUGCUCGUUGCCCAAGUUGUUCUCUUUACAUCACUGUUAUUUAUAAUCUCGAAGAUUUUGCUGCUAAUAAGAAUAACUCCAAUUUUCAGCCUCCUAAAUCGCAGCCAAUCAGCGUCGCUUGAGCUAAUUUUUACAUUUUUAAUUUUUAUUUACACUAAUUUUUGAUAUAUUGUUCGAAAAUUUUGUUGUUAUUGUUGUUGAAUUUGAUCAUGGUAGAUUGUGCACUGUUUUGCCAUUUGUGCAUACAAUUAUAUUAAUCUUUAAAGGUUGAUUGGAGCUUGAUCUACUGAUAAA
Chenopodium quinoa (quinoa) is the source of this 1218-nucleotide messenger RNA. RefSeq names its product diphthamide biosynthesis protein 3-like. Gene Ontology annotation, molecular function: metal ion binding. Lineage: Eukaryota; Viridiplantae; Streptophyta; Magnoliopsida; Caryophyllales; Amaranthaceae. Gene Ontology annotation, biological process: tRNA wobble uridine modification; protein histidyl modification to diphthamide. The transcript is spliced from 3 exons. The record is from RefSeq and is a predicted model, not a curated record. Gene Ontology annotation, cellular component: nucleus; cytosol. The coding region runs from base 798 to 1046 and encodes 82 amino acids.